Messenger RNA from Bombina bombina (fire-bellied toad), 1128 nucleotides. RefSeq names its product melanin-concentrating hormone receptor 1-like. Lineage: Eukaryota; Metazoa; Chordata; Amphibia; Anura; Bombinatoridae. Gene Ontology annotation, molecular function: G protein-coupled receptor activity; neuropeptide binding. Gene Ontology annotation, biological process: neuropeptide signaling pathway. The coding region runs from base 1 to 1128 and encodes 375 amino acids. The transcript has 3 exons. The record is from RefSeq and is a predicted model, not a curated record. Gene Ontology annotation, cellular component: membrane; neuron projection.
AUGACACCCUCCCCUCCCUGGGCACCCUCCACACUGCCCCCAACCUUAGGUAUGGUGUCUAUUCGAGGACCAGGGUGGGGGGUAGUUUAUGGGAUGAUCUGUGGAUGUGGCGUCUUGUGCAAUGGACUGGUUUUGACAGUACUGCUUAGUUGUCGGCAUACAUUGGUAUCUGACCUUUAUGUGGUGAAUCUGGCAUUGGCUGACUUGCUCUCCUUACUUGGAAUGCCUCUUCUCAUCCACCAACUUCUUCAUGACAAAGGAUGGGUUUUUGGAGACAUUCUAUGUCGUGCUGUCACUGCUUUGGACCUAAAUAACCAGAUUACUGGUGUGGGCAUCAUUACAGCACUCUGUGUGGACAGAUAUGUGGCAGUUGUGCACUCAGCCACUAUGGGUCAGCAUCGAAGUGUCCGGUGCACAUGGCUAGUGACAGGCUGUGUCUGGAUUUGCUCACUACUGCUCAGCACGCCUGCUCUUCUAUACUCUGGAGUACGCUGGGGCGAGGGAGUGGCCCUGUGUGUUCUGGACCUACCUGGAGCUCCUCCAUCUCUCUAUUGGUUCACAUUAGUGCAUAGCCUCCUGACCUUCCUCUUGCCACUGCUUGUCAUAGUGGUGCUGUACUCUCUUACUCUACAUCACCUUGCCAGAGUCAUGAGAAGAGUCCAGAGGGCUCCAUCACAGCGCAGUCGCAGGGUCACCCGCAUGGCACUGGCUAUUGUAGCGUCCUUCCUUCUGUGCUGGGCCCCCUUCCAUGCAGUGCAGCUGCUUAACCUAGUCUCUCCUGGGCCUCCUUCCAUUUCUGUUUUCUACCUCAACCAGGCUGUCAUCUGCCUCGGCUAUGCACAUAGCUGUGUCAGUCCUCUGCUGGUCAUCUGCUGCACAGAGGGCUUCCGGGAGCGGUUACCACAUGCACGGUGCUGUCGUUUUCUUUUCCGGCGAUGGGCUGGAUUCUGGCCAGUGUCAGCCUUACCCCCUCAGGGUCCAAAUUCAGCUGUUAACAGCCCCCCUGUGGGAGGAGUUUGUCUACCCCAACACCGGAGAAGGACUAUCAGCUUGGAAACGCCCCCUUGUUCUAUCACUGAGAACUCUAGACUAAGCCCUUGCAUGAGGGAUGAAAGCAGUAUCUUGUGA